GACCUACCUGAAUGUGUCCAAUCGCAACUCUUGUUUUCGUUGCAAAACGCAACUUUUUGGACUAAUGAUUACACCCUGGUGAGCAAGAGGCGGUAUUGCUUCUGAACAGACUGUUAGACCAACAAUACGAAAGCCCCGGCGGGAAUAGCCUACCUGUCAUGUUCGGCAACUAGAGAAGUCCAGUCCAUUUCAGCGCAGGCCGUUUUCAUAAAGAGACUACUAGUUUUUAGAGAUUACAUUUGCUGUAUGCCUGUAAGGGUGCUGUAGUGAACGAGAGUACACCGCCAUCUGUUACCUUAGUGCUGAGUAGGCACAAUGAUGAGCUCCGAGGCGCUCCGGCCGACACACAACUCCGGGCGCAAAGCGCUUGGUAAACUCGCCAACAGGUUAGAGGAAGUGAAGAACCCAUAUCGACAAGGCUCGACGCUCGAACUCAGCCACAACGAGGCGGCCAGGUUGGCAACAGACGCUCUGUUGGAGUCUGGGGAGAAGGAAUACAGACGAGUUCUGACAGAGGAAAGGGAAUUAAAUUUUCUCUCGCCGCUUGAGAUUCAGUAUAUUACCGAGAAUGCAGCCAAGAACUGUAGCUCCGACAACAGCUCAAAUGGCACUGAGGGGGACAUUGGGGAGGGGGAUACGGUGUCCGAGCUUACCUCGGGGACCUAUUUCCCAAUGAUGUCCGACGAAGAGCCACCUAUGCUGGAACUAGGGUGGCCAGAAAACCCCCAACGAUACGGACCCUCAGAAACACAGAUCUAUUUCCAAAGGGACAAGACUCACAAUGUGAAAGACCUCAUUCGGUCAUUAAUUAAUAAAGCAAAAAGGGUCAUAGCGUUGGUCAUGGACCUCUUCACAGACGUUGAUCUGCUGUGUGACUUGAUGGAGGCCUCGAACAAGCGCAAGGUCCCUGUGUACAUUCUCCUGGACGAGAAGAAUCUCAACUACUUUGUUGACAUGUGUGCAGCACUGGACAUCCAGAACUCUCACCUGGGUAACAUGAGAAUCCGCAGUGUGUGUGGAGACACGUACUGCACUAAAAGUGGGAAGAAAUUCACCGGGCAGGUCCAGGAAAAGUUUAUGAUUAUAGACUGUGAGGAAGUCAUCGCUGGGUCAUACAGUUUCAGCUGGCUCUCAGCGCAGGUCCACAGCAACAUGGUGAUGCACUUCUCUGGGCAGAUCACUGAGAGCUUCGACCGAGAAUUCCGCUGCCUGUACGCUGACUCUCAGAUCAUUGACUGUUUCCAUAACCCAGAUGAAGAGGGUCUCCCUUACUACCCCAACCCUGUUCCUGCGCCCAACAUGGGGCUAGACUUCUUCCCCGAGAGGUCACGGGAGAGGGUUCUGAGUUCAGAGAACUCCAGCAGCCAAUCCAGUUGCAGCAUGUCCAGCAUCAAGGCAGCACCCGGCAUGACCAAUACGGUUUACAAGGUCACUCAAGGUCAAGAAAAGAAAGAGACCAGCAACUCUCACCUGAGCCCUGAGAGGAGAGGAGGGGCACUAACUCACUCCCUUCAUAAUCAGACUGCCCAAGGCACGAGAGGCUCCCCCAAUGGGACCAAUCACAGCCCAGUUACAGAGCACCCUUCCUCUGGUAUCGGCCAAUCGGUCGGGAUAGAUUGGUCCAAGUCCAUCCCCACAGAGUUGCACCAACCAAAUGUUGGCGGAACAACGUCCAAGUUUCAGGCUCUUGGUUUAUACGACUCCAAGACACAGUCUCCAAUGCAGGACAACAAACACUCUGCCAAGCAGAGGACUACCUACAACCCCGUCCUCAACAAGCUCACCGACCUCUUCCUCCCUCCAACCAAGAAGGACCUCCUCCCCCCAACUGAGAAGGACACCUCCGUCUUCAGGAGGUCUCCUCCUCACAGUACAGCCUUUGGGGGGCCAGACCUCUCCCAGACAGAGCCGGAGAGCGAGCAGACUCCCCCUCCACCGCCCCCCAUGUUAAACCGGAAGGACCAGAAACGCAUGACCUUAGGCCACAGCAAACUAGACCUGGUCAAUCACUACAACAAGAUGAAGUCCAAACAGGUGUACAGCAGGUUUGAGUUAAAGAAUAACAACUGAGGCUCUGCUGAGGAAGUACUUUCCCUCCCCUACCCCCAUCGCACUGGACCUCCAGGAAGCAGAGCACACUUUUUUGCCUUUUGUCAAGAACAUUAUAGCGGAGGGGCAUUUUGUACCUUAAUUCCCCUUUAGGAGUUUAGAGGAGGGUACAGUACAGCCUGAAUUAGCCUGUUUACACUGAGUGAGUUGUAGUGAUAGCUUUUUAGCAUUUGCAUGUAGACAUUGAAGCUGUGGCGGCCCUGCCAAUAAGUGACAUGGCAAAUCUUGCUUAGGGCCCCCAAAAGGCUAGGGCCGGCCCUUCAUUCAAUGACUGUGUAUUGUUUUCUUAUUUCUGUGAGUGUCUUUCACUAGCGAGUAUGGUUUUAAUGAUUAAUACUGUAUGAAAUGAGUUGUAAAUGGCGUUUGACUGUUUUUUAAGAUGUGUUUUUACUUUUGAUCACACCUAUUCAUUCCAGGGUUGUUCUUUAUUUUUACUAUUUUCUACAUUGUAGAAUAAUAAUGAAGACAUCAAAACUAUGAAAUAACAUAUAUGGAAUCAUGUAGUAACCAAAAAAGUGUUAAACAAAUCAAGAUAUAUUUUAUAUUUGAGAUUCUUCAAAGUAGCCAAUCUUUGCCUUGAUGACAGCUUUGCAAACUCUUGGUAUUCUCUCAACCAGCUUCAUGAGGCAGUCACCUGGAAUGCAAUUCAAUUAACGGGUGUGCCUUGUUAAAAGUUCAUUUGUGGAAUUUCUUUCCUCCUUAAUGCGUUUGAGCCAAUCAGUUGUGUUGUGACAAUGUAGGGAUGGUAUACAGAAGAUGGCCCUAUUUGGUAAAAGACCAAGUCCAUAUUAUGGAAAGAACAGCUCAAAUAAGCAAAGAGAAAUGACUGUCCAUCAUUACUUUAAGACUUGGUCAGUCAAUGCAGAACAUUUCAAGAACUUUGAAAGUUUCACCAAGUGCAGUCGCAAAAACCAUCAAGCGCCAUGAUGAAACUGGAUCUCAUGAGGACGAGCACAGGAUAGGAAGACCCAGAGUUACUUCUGCUGCAGAGGAGAAGGACAUUAGAGUUACCAGGCUCAGAAAUUGCAGCCCAAAUAAAUGCUUCACGGAGUUCAAGUAACAGACCCAUCUUAACAUCAACUGUUCAGAGGAGACUGAAUCAGGCCUUCAUGGUUGAAUUGCUGCAAAGAAACCAAUUCUAAAGGACACCAAUAAGAAGAAAAGGUUUGCUUGGGCCAAGUAACACGAGCAAUGGACAUUAGACCGGUGGAAAUCUGUCCUUUGGUCUGAUGAGUCCAAAUUUGAGAUUGUUGGUUCCAAAUGCUGUGUCUUGGUGAAACGCAGAGUAGGUGAACAGAACAUCUCCGCAUGUGUGGUUCCCACCGUGAAGCAUGGAGGUGUGAUGGUGUGGGGGUGCUUUGCUGGUGACACUCAGUGAUUUUAUUUAGAAUUCUAGCCACUCUUAACCAUCAUGGCUAGCACAGGAUUCUGCAGCGACACACCAUCCCAUCUGGUUUGCGCUUAGUGGGACUAAAAUUAGUUUUUCAACAGGACAAUGACCCAACACACCUCCAGGCUGUGUAGGGGCUAUUUGAACUAGAAGGAGAGUGAUGGAGUGCUGCAUCAGAUGACCUGGCCUCCACAAUCACCCAAUCUCAACCCAAUUGAGAUGGUUUGGGAUGAGUUGGACCGCAGAGUGAAGGAAAAGCAGCCAAUAAGUGCUCAGCAUAUGUGGGAACUCCUUCAAGACUUGGUAAAGCAUUCCUCAUGAAGCUGGUUGAGAGAAUGCCAAGAGUGUGCAAAGGGUGGCUACUUUGAAGAAUCUUAAAUCUAAAAUACAUUUUGAUUUGUUUAACACUUUUCUGCUUACUACAUGAUUCCAUAUGUUUUAUUUCAUAGUUUUGAAGUCUUCUCUAUUAUUUUACAAUGUAGAAAAUAGUAAAAAAUAAAGAAAAAACAUUGAAUGACUGGUACUCUAUAUCUAUAAGUUUACGUUACUGUCUUUUUUUUAUACUUUAGGAUGCUUUGGUGUGCAAAUGAAAAGAGGGACUUCAUCAGUGAGGAUAUUAAUAGUGAGAUGUGCAAUGAUAUUUUGUUUCAAUAUUUAAUUUAUUUCAUUAAAAUAAUAUACCUAGACUUGAUUGAGAAAAUGAAUACCGUUUUAGACAGGGUAGCCCUACAAAAACUAUUUCCAUUCAGAAUAAUUUGACAAGAUUUUUUUAACUGGUUCUGAUGUAGUUGUUGAGCACAAUGUGAACUUUAGUUUUAACCAUCGAUCAUGUGUAAAAAGUAGACUAGCAUGUUUUUGUGUUGUGCCGGGCAUACACUACACGAAUUUCCAACAUUGCUGAGCCGCACACUUUAAACAGCUGUCCUUCCUCUAGUUUUUUGUCUUGCCAACGUAAUGUUCCGCACAGUAAACGAUGUGGGACAGACGGUGUGUGUGUGUGUGUGUGUGGGGGGGGGGGGGGUCACACACUACACUACAAUUUUCUUCACUUGCCACGCUGUCUCGUGAAAAAAAAAAUUAUGUGAUUAGAUUGUUAACGUAACUAGAACAAGAUGUAGCUCAAAGCAGCCUCAACUCAUUUUGUCAGAAAUUCACGCUUGCCAUACAAGUUGAAAUAUCUUUCCAAUUGUCUGUGAACUUCAGAGCUAUAACGAUUUGACACUAACUUUGGUUAAAGGUAAGUAUAAACGCAUUCUAGUAGUAGUCAUCACUCCUGCUCGAGAGUACAUAUUCUGGUUAACGCGACACGCCUUCAUCUCACAGGCUUCUUCUCUGGCAAGCUCUCAUUGGCUAUUGCUGAUCACUGUUCUCAAAACUUGGCGUUGCACAUCUCACACUACAAGUGCAUUGCAGAUUUGUGCAAAUAAAAUUAAACGUUUGAAAACAUCGGGAUGGCUCAAAUGUGGGAUCGGUAUCACUAGCCCUCAGACGGCCGCGCUCCCGAGUCGGCAACGACAUGGGGAUUUUGUCUCUCAAAAACUUGUCUUGGACAGCUAAAUCGCACCAAAAUCAUGUAGUGUGCGCCCAGCUUUAAAGUUGCAAUCUGCAAUUUCCUGAUUGUUAAACUGAAAUUAGGCAAACUAUUAGAAUUGUAUGUGACAAAACAAGCAAUGCAUAGUGUAGAGAAUCAUUGUACCAUCUAAACCACUGUGAAAUAUAUUUUACAUAACCAAAUAUAUUGUAUUUUCAGCACUUUGAAGCUGGUGAACGGAUGCGUAGAAAUAGCGCACAUAGAGCAGAUCUACCGCAAGUCACCGCUUCUUAGACUUGCUUUCAAUGAGAAUGACCGAUCUAUAUCUCACCUUUCUAUGUGAAUUUGGUCGGGUCGCCCAAAAAGUUAUAUAUUGCAGCUUAAAGAAAUGAGUUUGCAAAUGAAAUGUGUGAACUAGAGUUAUAACUGUUACAAGGGCUAAGAUGAGCUGUUUACAGUGUUACUAAAAAUAACAAUUUGCAAUAAAGAUGUUUUUGAUUGGGGUUCUAAUCUAAUUCUGUGUAUGCCACCAAAUAGAAAUACUGAUGCUGUAGGGUGGCCCAGCCCACAAAGUGACCCUUAUCAACUGUAUGCAUGGAUUCCUCUGAGUUGUCUUGGAAAUGCUGCGUUUUCUCGCCAACCCCCAUUCUGUCACACCUCUGGGUAGCAGAGGUUCUAUUGUGAUAACUUCCACUCAGACAUCAGACCUUACAGGAUGUUAACUCAAAAGUAAUGCAAUUGGUCAACCACUCAGAUUUUGAAUCCAACUAACUCAGAUGCUUAUAAAACAGUCUCAGAUUCAUUGACUCUCUCUCUCUCUCUUUGCUCCUGACCUGCGCUGUUGAGACUCUCUCACUCCCAUGAGCUAUGGUCCGUGGCUCUUAUUUUGUUUUUCUCUCGUUAGAAUAAUGCCUUGCAGUGCUUGUUAAUGCUUUCUAACUUGAGCAUAAUGUAGUCGUUAAUUUCACAAUGUGAUUAAAUCCGUUUUGCCUUUGA
This is a messenger RNA of Salvelinus fontinalis (brook trout), 6026 nucleotides long. It is a transcript of the gene sack1c, whose product is annotated as family with sequence similarity 83 member C. The transcript has 4 exons. Bases 316 to 2070 code for a protein of 584 amino acids. NCBI's taxonomy places the organism in Eukaryota, Metazoa, Chordata, Actinopteri, Salmoniformes, Salmonidae. The record is from RefSeq and is a predicted model, not a curated record.